UACUUUAGUUUGAACCUUACUAGCGUCAGGAAGCAUCUACCCUCCGUCAAGUGAUUGAAACCGUUUAGAUCGUUUGGAUGUUUUAAAUUAGUUACUUAGUGGUGUUUCCUAGCAUAUAAGCCAGUAUGCGCCAAUUAAUUAUUUUGUGGAGCUGCAUUUUUGUGGCAGCUCUUGCCACCAAUCCACCGAAAUGGCCCAAAACCUACUCAGUAAGUGGUGUCCUGAACAUCCCGUACGCCGAAAUCACGGAACCGUUCUACGCGUGGUACGAUGAAGCCAACGGUCGCUCCCGUAUCGAUUACUACGGCGACAUGGUGCAAACGUACCAGCUAACAAAGGAAGGCGAUUACGGAACGAGUCUGAAGGUUGCACCGGUCACCAACCGCGAAACGAUGAACAAGCAAACAUGUCUGCAGGUCAACGGCAGCAGUGAUAACCCUAUCUCAGUGCAGGGUAUUCUGCCCGAUACGAAGAACUUCAAAUUGGCGGGUACUGAACAACGAAACGGUUUCAACUGCGACAAAUUUGUGCUGGUUGAUGAUGUGGGUCAGAAACGCAACUACUACAGUCUCUGGGUGCGGUAUGUCAAGUCUCCCAAGUAUCCGGCUUCCCGUAUGCCCAUCCCGGUUCGCUACGAAAUGAAGGGUUACAAUACGUUGCUCGGCUCACAUUACGAUCAUUAUUAUUUGGAUUACGAAUCCUACGAACAUCAGGAUAUUCCCGCCGAUGUGUUCCAAGUCAAAACCACUGAUCCCUGCAUCGGUUUCCCGGGUCCCGGCAGUGGACACUACGCCACAUUCAACCCAAUGCAAGAAUUCAUCCAUCCGCGUUCCGAAGAACAUUUGGAUAAUGAAUUCACACGGUUCAAGUACAAGCACGGCAAGAGCUAUCACAACGAUAAGGAGCAUGAUAUUCGCCGCGAUAUCUUCCGUCAAAAUCUGCGAUUCAUCCACUCGCACAACCGUGCUGGAAAAAGUUUUACUGUUGCCGUAAACCAUCUGGCUGAUCGUACCGAUGAAGAACUGAAGGCCCUUCGCGGAUUCAAGUCGUCCAACGUCUACAACGGAGGUCAGCCAUUCCCAUACAACCCGGAAGACUUCAAGGAUGAACUGCCGGAGAGUUUGGAUUGGCGCAUCGCUGGUGCCGUAACACCGGUCAAGGAUCAAUCGGUAUGUGGAUCGUGCUGGUCCUUCGGAACAGCUGGACAUAUCGAAUCCGCCUACUUCCUGAAGUACAACAAAUUGAUGCGUUUUUCGCAACAAGCCUUGAUCGAUUGCUCCUGGGGAUAUGGCAAUAACGGCUGCGAUGGUGGCGAGGACUUCCGUGCUUACCAAUGGAUGAUGGAAGUCGGUGGCAUUCCUUCGGAAGAAGAAUAUGGUGGCUACUUGGGACAGGAUGGUUACUGCAGGCUGGAGAACAAAACGCUGUACGCAGCCAUCGAUGGGUGGGUCAACGUAACUUCCGGAGAUGCUGAAGCCAUGAAGGUGGCACUGUUCAAACAUGGACCGUUGUCGAUUGCCAUCGAUGCCGGCCACAAGACCUUCAGCUACUACGCAAAUGGAGUGUACUACGAACCGGAAUGCAGGAACAACUUGGAUGGAUUAGAUCACGCUGUGCUAGCAGUGGGAUAUGGAAAACUGAAAGGAGAGGAUUACUGGCUGAUCAAGAACUCCUGGUCCAAUUAUUGGGGUAACGAUGGGUACGCCUUGAUGGCAAUGAAAGAUAAUAACUGUGGCCUUACCACCGAUGCUACAUAUGUAAAUUUGAAGUGAGGUUUCAUGCUAAAUCAAUUUUAAUUGUAAGACAGUAAUUUUAUGUUUGGUUUAAUGUCAUCAUAAGCAGAAAAUGAAAUAAAUUGUUUACAAUUUUUUGUAAAAAAAAA
Aedes albopictus (Asian tiger mosquito) is the source of this 1882-nucleotide messenger RNA. RefSeq names its product digestive cysteine proteinase 1 (gene 26-29-p). Gene Ontology annotation, biological process: positive regulation of peptidase activity; immune response; positive regulation of apoptotic signaling pathway. The record is from RefSeq and is a predicted model, not a curated record. Gene Ontology annotation, cellular component: lysosome. NCBI's taxonomy places the organism in Eukaryota, Metazoa, Arthropoda, Insecta, Diptera, Culicidae. The coding region runs from base 126 to 1772 and encodes 548 amino acids. The transcript has 4 exons. Gene Ontology annotation, molecular function: cysteine-type endopeptidase activator activity involved in apoptotic process; cysteine-type endopeptidase activity.